UUUUCUGAACGAUUGUUAUUUUCCUCCUGCAAUUUUGCAACUUUUUUGAGUUUUCUUUUUCUUCUAGCUCAGAUUUUGUGCCACUUGAUAAAAGCGUUUGUGUUUCAAUCGAUUAUGCCGAUUUGAUUUCAUGCAAUUUUUGUUUCUUCAGUCACUGAACCCCAAUAUGUAUACUGUUAUCGUAUUUUGAGGGGUUUACGCUUGUAAAAAUGCAUGAUUAAAUGGGUCCAGAAAGAUUUCAUGAUGAAAGCAUAGCUGAGCUCAUUUUGCUGUACAUGUUUUUUUUCAUCCCUAUUUCCUGAAAAAAUCUUGUCUUUUUCUGUGGAGAAUUUAAAUGGGUGAUGACUUAAAAAUGCACUGAAUGCUUUGAAAGUUACAAACUCAUUGAAAAGGUUUGGCUUUUAACUUCGAUUCUGAAUCUGUGAAUGUGCGGUGGAAUCUCCUAUUUGCAAGGAUCUAAAACUGAACGAAAGGAGUGGAAUCAUAGAGCUGCAUUAUGGGGCAAAGAAGGAGAAAUAAAAAGCAGAAGAAGCCUAUAGAUAUUGAUUGGGCAGGUCUGCCUGACAAUAUUCUUGAGAUAAUCUUUGAGCGACUGAAUCUGAUGGAUUGCAUGUCUGUUAGUGAGGUUUGCAAAUCUUGGAGACAUGUUGUUGCACAAGAACUUUCUGGUUGGCAAGGGCAUGGGUUUCCAUGGCUCUUGAUGUCUGGUGAGAAAGACAAAAGGGUAAGGACUUGUGUUAGCAUACUACAGGAGCAAGAGUGGGAGAUGUUGCUUCCGGAGGCUUGUGGUAGAUACUGCUGGGGAUCAUACCAUGACUGGUUGAUUCUAGUAAAAGAUCUUGGCUCUUUCAGGCUUGAUAUUAGCUUGUUUAACCCAUUCACUCGGAAACAAAUUGAUCUUCCCGGAGCAUGGAACUUCUAUCACAAGAUGGUUCUCUCAAGGCUUCCCUCUCUUGAAAACUUUAUCUGCAUGCUGGUUCAUAGUCACUCCCAGAAGCUUGCCUUUUGGGUCCCAGGAGCUCAAUCAUGGCUUGAGCAUAAGCUAGAUGGUGAACCAUUUGUGGAUGCUGUCUUCUCCGAUGGAAGUUUCUAUCUCAUUGGCAAUGAUUAUAACAUUUGGGAAAUUAAGGGUGCUGAUAUUUGUGCUGCCAUUAACAGAGUCAAUGCAUCUGCCCCUGAUGCUUUUGAUGUCGAAAGGCAUUUCCAUGAAGUAACUAUGUCAGAUGAGCAUGAAAAUAAUGGUGUGCUGAAGUAUCUUGUGGAAUCUUGUGGGGAGCUUUUACUUGUUUGUAGGUUAUAUAGUACUAACCCAGGUGCUGUGCUGGUAACAAAUUAUUUUAAGGUAUAUUCACUGGAUUUUAGCCAAAUGUCCUGGAAGAGGGUAGAGAGUUUGGGAGAUCGAAUACUAUUUCUGGGCAAGUGUUGUUCGAGAUCUGUCUCUUCCAGUGGACUUGGUCUUAAUGCGACUGAUUGUAUCUAUUUCUCUAAUGAUCAUGCUGUUCCGUGGUGGAACGAAUGGGAUUCUGAUCAUCUUGAUGGCAUUUCAACUCGUCUUGGUCUGGACAAUAGUGGGAGAAAGGAUUGGGGCUUUUUCAGCCUCAGCAACAAGAAUCAUGAAACUUUGUCUAUUCGGUUCCGUGGCAAUCGGGACAGAUGGGGACCUGUUUGGUUUACUGCGCCACAGUGGUGGUGUUGUAAGAAUUUGGUUCUUGCCUAGUACUGAAUUUAUCUCAUCUGAGGGUAUCUUGUUGCGGUUAGCAUCUCAAGUUAGGAGCUCAUUUCAGGUACAAAUGACAUUGUACAGCCUUGGUGUAGAAGGCAUAUUUUGUAAGUAGAUUAGGAAAGUAUCAGACAUGUCACUAUAAUCUAAUAUUAUUAUUAGUGAAAAUCUUUUGUGUCAAGCCCUUGGAUUAGCCCAGGGAAUUAGGUCAGGAAUAUGCUAUGUCAGACAUUUGAUCCCUCAAUGGUCGGUGCUUGCACUGGUUAUUGUAAUUUGGUGGUCCAUGUGAAUCUGACCGACCUUUUUACAUGAAGAAAAUGGCUUGCUUUUGUUCA
This is a messenger RNA of Rosa chinensis, 2055 nucleotides long. Its product is annotated as putative F-box protein At2g33200. The record is from RefSeq and is a predicted model, not a curated record. The coding region runs from base 497 to 1717 and encodes 406 amino acids. NCBI's taxonomy places the organism in Eukaryota, Viridiplantae, Streptophyta, Magnoliopsida, Rosales, Rosaceae. The transcript is spliced from 2 exons. Gene Ontology annotation, molecular function: protein binding.